AUAGGAGAGUGCGUCGCAGCCUCUUCCAGUUUGAACUUGUAGUUGAAAGUCGACCAAAAGGAUACCCUCAACAGACGAACAAAAUCUUUCUUCAUUCAUCCCCAUAGGACACGUAAGCGAGAAAGUCACUCAGUCCAUGAAGAGACGCCUGACGCAUUAACCCUAACCCACAAAAUCUUACCACGACACUUUGAAUCAAUUUGCUACACCAGGCAACAGUUCGUUUUCAUCUGCAACACUCCAGGGAGCAUAUUUGAUGCUCAGCUGCUGGUAUCGCCAGAACAAGAUAGCGUGAAAAAUAAUGUCCGGUAAUCCAGAAUUCUCGAUUUACGCGGCGCUUCAACUAGCGCUGCUUCCGCGGCAGUACCGCAGCAGAACCAAAGCAGGGCGAGAGGCUUUUGCGGCCACCAGAAAACUCACGCAGUCGUUCCCGUGCUCACGCCUAAAUCUUGACUCGAACGAGGAGCCCUUUACAUAUGCCAAGUUCCAUCCAGACAAAUUAUUACCAGUAGCUCGUUGAGAAAGUCAAAGUGAGCACCUGAAUUCAAGAAACGCACAGUACGGAGGAGCGCAAUAUCUGAAAAACCGAAGCCGCUGUGUGCGUCGGAGACCCGGGUGGGUGCUGGAAAGAAGGAGGUAAUCGGCGAGAAAUUGUGGCGCCGUGGAACAAGGAGACAAAGCAACGUGCGGAUAAUUUUCAGAAAAUAAAGCUAGAGGGAUUAUAAGGAAGAAAGAUACACGAAUCGAGAAGAAGCACAUCAAGCACUCGCCGGCUCUAUAGCUGCUAGAGAGCGGUGGAAGCGGAUCAUGUCCAACGCGUCCUCAGCGUCGACCGGAGGCACUGGCGGACCAUCGUCUUCUUCAUCGUCUUCUGCUGGCCACAGAAUUUUCCACCUACGGACCGACGACCGCGACAAAAAUAUUCCGUCACAGGAUCGCGCUAUAGUGACGGCGAAGUUUGACUGGAUCCUGAACCUGGGGAAUCCCUUGCUCCAGCGUCGCGACUUGUCCUGUCACUCGAAGUGGCUCACCCGGUUGCUCGAAGAGUUGGGAAAAGUAGACUUGCAGAAAUGCACGGCCAAGCCGAUUAAGGUCAUCCGGAAAAUUUCCAAGCUCCAGGUCUCCACCGGGCCAGAUACGAAGGAGCAUUGCCUCCCCAGCAAAGACCCUUGGCACACCUACGAGGUGCUCCCUACUUACUCACUUACACUUUUUCCUGCUCUCUUUUGCAAAUUUAGAUUAGUUUUUUCUUGACGUCGUUGUAUGUGUAAGGUUGUUCGCGUCAACUUGCUUCUCUGUGACACUCGCUCAUAGUACCACGCGUCAUUCCAGCGGGCAUUCUGGCUUGAUUUGAUGUAGCUGAUUGCCUUCCUUUUCUAGCUGGCGCUAAAGGAAAUUCUACCCAGUUUGAGCCGCGUUUCCUCUGUGACAAAGUCACAACACUCAGUGGAGAUCCGGUAUAGGUCGGAGAGACAAAUUUUAUUCGUAUCAACUUCCCUUGCGAGGAGCAAGAAAGAAUGAAUGUGCAGAUUGCGGCCAUACAGAAGGAUGACUUCUUGACAUUUAUCACGCUCAACAGAUCUGACCUGUUGUGAGGAUAAAGUACCUUUUCUUCUUUCCCCGGCUGAAUAUUUAUUUAUCGGCUGCAGUUCGUUGUUACGACGACUUAUCGUGGUUGUUUAAGUAUUUUCAUCAAAACGCAAAGGCGGAUACGCAACUGAUUUCUUUGAUCCGCAAACUUUUCUCAUCGAUCCUUCGGAACUUUUUAUUCAUAUACAGGUAACAAUCACCUACGAAACCUUCGAAGAUUCGGGUAAGCAAGCAAAGGACCGUGGACGAAGGAUGAACGCCCGAUCGCCCGCAGAAGAUGACGCAGACCAGGAGCUCGGCGCGCACACGACGUGGGAAGCAGAUCUUCGCCUUUGGCCUCAUGACUCGCACACGAUCAUGACGGCGGAUGAGAAAUGGUACAACUUCUAUCUACUCCUGACGCCAAAUUAGUAGGUCGUUGCUUUUUAAAUUCUGUUGCUGGCGGUAGCUCGCACAACACAGCUUGAAGCUCCGUGUUUUCUUAGAGCAGCGUCAACCCUUAUUACCUCCUUAGUACAAGAGUCACACUCUGAAACAAGUGAAAGGUCGUGUAUCCAUGGAUUUUGUGCCUUGCAAUACAGGUUUCUCUUUGCAGCGACGAAACAGAAGAAGCAGGAUGCUAAGCGAGUACCAGGUUCGUCCCGGAUUUUGUACGAAACGGGUUUCAACUUAGACACGUUUCACAAAGAGAUCAAGGAGAAGAAUCUGUUCACCGAGCUUGUCUUGGUAACGCGCGAGGCCCGCACGCUUUUCUUGCUCUUGCGACAGUUGGAUAGCCUGGAGAUCGAGCCGUCUGUGUUGAACAAGCUGAAGUGUGUUCGGGCGGGGGAGCCCACAGGGCUGAAGCGGCGACUCGCCGAGAUAGCAAACGCCGAGGUUCCUCUACCCGCUGAAGUGCGCGAGAAGGCAGAAGACAUUUUGCGGAAGUGGGAACAGCGGGAGAGCGAGAUGACAGCCGACGACCGCGAGCGGCAGCCGAAGCUUGCCGUCCUAAGUCCCGACCGCCCGGGCAAAAGGUUGGAAGAGGCGGUCCACGAGCAUAUUGGUGUCAACAAGACGCGCCGCUACGUGGAGUACUGGCGCCUCGCCGACAGAAUCUACCGUAAACAGUUUUGACUUGCACUCAUUUUUUUUCACCUUUUCAUGCGACAACAAAAGAACAAUUUUUUUAUUACAAUUAUCGUGCGUGGUCGUUGCUGGCUGCAGUGUAUAAGAAUAAGAUGAAAAGCGUCGGGCCAUCUCUCUGGUGGCACCCCGUCGUUGUCGUCUCGAGCUGAUGUUGCGUUUCUCAACAGAGCAAGCCGUAAAAUGUGAAGCGCAAUCUACAUUGUCGCCCGUCUUUUUUGAGUAUUUGAUUUCGCGAAGAGGUUGAGGUCAUCUUUAUAGAUGCAGAAAAAUAACUGUUCCAAUUGCAAAUCUCAGGUCAACUCGAGAUUCAAGAGGCCUUUCGACAAAGGAUUGUCACAAGCACACCAAAGCAGCACCUGCACGACGAGGUUGAUAGCAUUGCCGCAAAGAUGUUGAAGAUAGACAUUCCCAAGCUCACGAAAUACAAUUUUCGCCUUUCGCGUAUGCAGAAAGAGACGUUUUACGACGACGAAGAGAGCGACUCCGAGAUCGAUGUUCACAAAGGCUUAUCGCUGCGCGGACACCAGAAGAUGCACUCCCCCUUUUCCUCCGACGAAGAUGAGGAUGGCGAACCGCCACCGCGUCGGGCCAAAACAGUGUCUGAAAGCAAGGGAAACGCGUUCAACACCUCAACAACGGGCGGGCGAACAGGGGGAGGUCCGCCAGAGAAAGGAUCGAACCACAACAACGUGCGUAGAGAAGGUGCCCGUCAGUCGCUCGUACUUGCAGAUUGCAGCAGGAUCGAGCCAGCUCCUUCUCACAAAAACCCUCUGGACGGCGGUGCAGCCGCCUCCGCAAGGACGGGGGAGCAGGCAGCAAGCGCAGAACCGGCGAAACAAACGGGUUCGCCGAAAAUAACAGUCGACAGGUCUAGUUCUUGGGAGGCACUGCCAUCCCCGAUACGAGACGCUGGCUGCGAUGUUGUUCCCUCGUGCGGCGCUAGGUCGAGAACGGCCUCGAGCACACUGUCCACGCAGAACGGUGGCGCAAGCGCAUCUUCAAGUAGCUCCUCUGUUUGUAAACCGCAGCUCCUUUGUCCUAACGGAGAGGGAGGAGAUAUUACUGUGCGUCUGACUACAGUACAUGACGGCGGGCAAGGGCAACGCGUUCCAGAGAACGCCGGGUUUGCGGAUGUGAGCAGGAGCGGAAAGCGGCCCGCGGUGAGAGUAGAUCCCCUAGGAAGCGGUCUUGCCUCUGCGAAAGACCGACCUCCGGCGGCCGCGCCGAGGUCUGUCACGGAAGCCAAGCGAGCAGAGACCGCAGAAGUAGGGACCCCCGCCACCGGCAACGCGUCCUCUUUGCCGAGGACGCGCCAUCAGCUCCAUGGGGAGACUCAAGAAAAAGCGCAGCUUUCGGAGGAGCUAGCCGUGCUUGACAAGCUCGUCAAUGAGAAACUCAGCGGAGAAGAUGAAAGACUAAAGCCAUCUCCGGUCGUUGACAAAGUUACAGCGACUGAGAUAGACAAGGAAAGUAAGAAUGAUACGAACGGGGGCGCUUCCUCGGCGCGACAGAAAAAAGAAGCAGAACAAAACCCGCACGCUUCUCACCAGCAACACCCGGCCAAGAAGAGGAAAAUUGCGAGUAAUCCGAAAGGGCCGUCGGCUAGCACCCGCGCAAAGCUGGACUUGCUCGACCACUCGACAGAAUUGACGCGGCUGAAGCGCGUCCGGGAAGACGAAGGAAAAGAAACUUGUCAAAACCGCAGGCAGGAGACAACCGCACGACCAGCGACGCCAGCUGAGACUCAACUGCAAAGGCAGGAAGCUGAUGAUGUGCCUGCAGAGCAAAAAGACAGGAGAACGAUGGCAGGCGAGGACAUCAAGAACUCUAAGGCCGCAGCGAAAUGCGAUAGUACCAAGGCAAAAUCAACGAAGCUGAAGGCGUGUAGCACAUCGAGCUCGAGUCGCAGCGCGACGACUCCCAGUCCCAGGAGUGCCACGGCGGUAGGACGGUCCAGUACGCGGAAGGGUGCGAAAAAGGUGGACCACGCCGGGACCACGCUAAGCCCUGAAAUAGCCGACAGCGACAAGAAGAGAGCGAGACAGCGCCGUCUCGUGAGUGGCAGCAGCGCUGCGAGGAACGAGCAGAAGCCUGGUUCCAGGAGCAGCAAAACAAGUCAAGAUCAUGUUGAAAACAACACCUCCGGCACAAAUUCCCCCGCGGUGGUCGCUCAUGCUGGGAAAGCGGGUAGUGCAAGUGUGCCGCCCGUCGUAUCACCAAAACCGUCGAGUCACUCCGCCGGUUGCCACCCGGCAGCGGUGAACAAAGCAGCUAAAAACGACAUUAGCGACUCGCGAGCAACAAGCACGAAGAGCCGGGCAAAGACGCUCCGGGAAAACAAGACGACCAAAUCCCCACGUGAAAAACAAGCGGACGCUCGGGACAGGAGCGCAACGACAAAAAAGGUACCCAGCCGGAAGAAGCGAGAGUGA
Messenger RNA from Amoebophrya sp. A120, 5150 nucleotides. The record is from the annotation of a GenBank genome assembly. Lineage: Eukaryota; Dinophyceae; Syndiniales; Amoebophryaceae.